AUGUACCACGAGCCAGCGCCCUUGAACGCACGAGAGGGCAUCUCCAUCGUGAACCUGGUCAAAAAGUUCAAGAAGAAACUUCCUGCGGCUGUGGAUCACCUGACGGUCACCUUUUACUACGACCAGAUCACAUCCUUCCUCGGUCACAAUGGAGCCGGCAAGACAACUGCCAUGUCGAUAAUGGCGGGUAUGUUGAGAGGUACAAGUGGGAAAGUGUUCGUGGAUGGAUACGACGUGGAGUAUAAUAUGGACGAGAUUAGAAGAAACUUCAGUCUGUGUCCUCAACAUGAUCUGCUGUUUGAUCCUUUGACCAUUCGUCAGCACAUGCUCUUUUUUGGACGGUUGAAAGGCCUCACAAAAGAUGAAUGUCUCACUGAGUGUAACCGAUUGACCUUGGAUUUGAACCUGUUCAACAAGAUAGAUACUCCCGCUAAAGAGUUGUCAGGCGGGAUGAAGCGCCUUCUUUCAAUCGGUCUGGCCUACCUGGGUUCACCACGCAUUAUCAUCCUUGACGAACCAUCAACCGGGGUGGACGCCCACACGAGGAGGGCCAUCUGGAAUCUUCUGCAGGCCUACAGGGCCGGUGGGACCACUGUCAUUUCCACCCACGCCAUGGACGAGGCGGACAUUGUCAGUGACCGCAUCGCCAUCAUCUGGCAUGGUCAGCUCUGCUGCUCGGGCUCACCAAUGUUCCUCAAAAAAACUUUCAGCAAAGGGUACAGACUCACUAUUGAACUAGAUGGUUGGUUGGUCGGUCGAUUGAUUGAUUUGUUAAUAAGCUAG
Messenger RNA from Helobdella robusta, 783 nucleotides. RefSeq lists its product as hypothetical. Gene Ontology annotation, biological process: transmembrane transport; lipid transport. Bases 1 to 783 code for a protein of 260 amino acids. The record is from RefSeq and is a predicted model, not a curated record. Lineage: Eukaryota; Metazoa; Annelida; Clitellata; Rhynchobdellida; Glossiphoniidae. Gene Ontology annotation, cellular component: membrane; intracellular membrane-bounded organelle. The transcript has 6 exons. Gene Ontology annotation, molecular function: ATP hydrolysis activity; ABC-type transporter activity; ATP binding.